Messenger RNA from Pseudo-nitzschia multistriata, 3253 nucleotides. Lineage: Eukaryota; Bacillariophyta; Bacillariophyceae; Bacillariales; Bacillariaceae. The record is from the annotation of a GenBank genome assembly.
CCUGCCGGUCUCGUCAACCCCAAACCUUUCCACGAAUAAACUGCCACCAAACGCCGUUUUCCCCCCUUCAACAAUAGACUCUUUGCAAUACUGACAUUAGAACAAUGUCCGAUACCGCUUCCACAACAUCGGAAGGCGUCUGGCCACUCAGCUCCCACGAAAAUGACGCCAAAUCGAAGUACGGAGAAACCAACGAGCGAGACGUCGUUGGGUAUGGAGCCAACCCCGUCAAUCCGCACUGGCCAAAAGCCGCAAAGGUUGCCCUAAAUUUCGUCAUCAAUUACGAAGAAGGGGGCGAGAUGUGCACCCUCCACGGGGAUGGAGCAAGCGAACACCUCUUGUCGGACAACGGGCCUAAUACCCAGCCAUACGGUAAGGAUAGUUCGACUUGUUUGCGUUUUGCCAUUCAUGUCUUUUCUUUUUCCGGCUACUUGCCAAACUGUGAGCUUCACUUAUGAUUCCGUUUUUGAACGUUGGUGCUUGGAUUUCAUCAUCGAUUCUUUUUGCUGUAACCUGUUGCGAAAAUUAUGACCGUACCGAAACCAAACCAUACGAAUAUGACAAAUUCGAUCUCAAUACCGAUUGACUACAAUUGCGAUCAUGGAUUCUAAAUUAAUGGGAAAUGCCGAAUGCGACAAUAUUGAAAACAUGCAUGAAACACAGCCGACCAGCGCCACCUGAACGUCGAAAGCAUGUACGAAUACGGAUCCCGCUGUGGAUUCUGGAGGCUCCAUCGCUUGUUUACCAGCCGAAAGAUUCCCGUUACGGUAUGGGCGGUCGGCAUGGCUCUCGAACGCAACAUGGAAGUCGUCGGUGCCAUCAAACAGCAGGAGGACUGGGAGGUUUCUAGCCACGGAUACCGCUGGUGGGACUACAAAGACGUCGACGAAGCCCUCGAAAAGGAACACAUCGAGCGGGCAGUGAAAAUCCACAAGACCCUCUUCGGAAAACGUCCGGUCGGACUGUACCAGGGAAAACCCAGCACGAACACACGGCGCUUGGUCGUCGAGGAGGGAGGAUUUUUGUACGAUUCUGAUGCCUACAACGAUGACCUUCCCUAUUGGAACUUUGACUACAGCAACGAGGAAGAGCCGCACUUGGUGAUCCCCUACACGUUGGUCGAGAACGACAUGCUCUUUACGGCUCCCAAUGGCUGGUCUACGCCCGAUGAUUUUGUGAAGCAUUUGAAGAGAACACUUGAGUGAGUGCCAAAAUGAAAGAACAAACAAUAAUCUGGUUGUUCUUCUUCUUUGUUACGAGUUCGAUUUGAUGAUCGAUUCUUUCUGCGCUGUCUUCUCGUUGUUUUCUAAACUCAUUCCUUGCGUUCUGUCUUUUGGCAACAUUAUGAUCAUUGUACCAACCCGUGCUCCCAAACAACUGAAACGCGCAGCUAUUUGGUCAUGGAGGGAAAACAGGGCCAGCCCAAGAUGAUGACGGUGGGCUUGCACUGCCGCCUGUCGCGACCCGCCCGCGUCGCAGCCCUGGCGGAGUUCGUCGACUACGCCAAAUCGUAUGGCAAGGACGUGUGGAUCACCACCCGGGAGAGCAUUGCGAACCACUGGUACGACAACCACCUUCCGAGAGGAUGCGGGAACCCCAUUCUGUCGGUCGGGGAUAGAAGGGCCAAAAAGACCGCAAAGGCGUCGUCAAAGCGCUAUUCGUUUUUGGGCAACCUCACGGUGCCACGGGAUUCCGAAGAAUACAGACAAUCGCUUCAGGUGAAGAAGAGUGAUUCGGAAGAAGUAGUCGAUGUAAUUUGAAAGGAUGAUCAUUAGCAGAAACAACCUCAACAGAAAAAAACCUAAGAAAGGGAUUGCGAUAACAUUUGAAAAAUUGUAAAAAGAGUUACAUACGUGAAUUCGAUCGACAAGAUUUUCAUCAUGAGUGAAUGUUUUCAAUCUAUUGGAUCAUUUGGUAGGAUUGUUUUGAUAAUAUGCGAAACCUUGUACUACGGCGCAAAUGAAAGGUAUCUUUCUGCUUCAUAUUCAACCGAAGUGAGUUCUAUUUCUCCUUCGCCAACGAUAGUGAUAUGCCAAAUAUGUGACUGAUUCCAAACGGCCCCGAGCUUCAGUUUCAUCCAGGCGCCCGAAUCAUGCUGACAUCUCUCAAUUCGCUUGCCAUUCACACACCACGUCGCCCCGCAGUUUUCUGAACGUAUAACUGACCCCUUGGGAUUCCCGAUCACUCCGCUACGAUAAUACUUAUUGUCGACUUUCGCAUGAAAAUAUUUAUCGUGUUCACUGAAAUAACAAAAACUGUUUCCCCUCUCUCCGAUCACUACCUGUUCGACUUCACCAAGUGUAAUUUCGUACGAUAUGAUUUUCUUGCUGUGGCCAUCCGACUUGACGAGAGCAGCUCCUCCACAGCAUCCGAUUUUGUUGCGACUGAUUUUUUGGUAUGGAGUAUGACCAUAAUACACUUGGAACCUUGUGGGAUAUAUACCGUGCAUCAUCCCAUAAAAUUUCAACAUGCGAUCGAAAUGUUGAUUUUGUUGUGGACCCAAAUCAGGAGAGUCGAUGGGACAUUUGUCGGUCCCAUUGGACUUGUUCCGGAGAUAGUUUAACAUUUGUUGAAACAGAAAAUAGUCUUGGUCGAGUCUGUCGGGAGGUCAUGGUCCCAAUUUCCUCCAAACAUGGUGGCCAGUUUGCUUCCUGGGACCGAUGUAAGAUUCCUACGGAACACGGUCGUUUUCGUGCCCCCGAUGUUGAGGGAAACGACAUCGUUUGGAUGUGGUGCUUGAUUGGUGUUUGCUGACAUGUUUCUGUUUUCGAAUGCAUUUUCUGAGCGAAGGAAGCAAUGAAUCGUACGACCGAGCAAUCGUCCCGGUUUGCUCACACCAUCUAUCGCUGUUUGCUGCUGAGUUGCAUAAACUGAAGGGGUCUUCUAUUCUUGGCAAACCCAGAUUCACCGUCCAGGAUCUUCGCAAAUGGUUAUCCUGCUUGCACCCAGGACCGGGACGUCAUGACAUGCACGGUAUGCUUCUGUCGUAUUACGACCGAGUUCGACGGAGCGCAUGGGCAUGUUGUUCCGUACGAAGGUUCCACUAAAAACCUGAAAAAAACGUUUUUUAAUCUUUUGGGUGGAGGAAUGUGAAUGCACAAUAUCAUCAUUGAAUACCUAGUACGCACGCUAGCGAGCAAGGUUUGUAGUGAUGGCGAUAUCAUCGGACAGAAUUCGAAAAAUUGUAGCUAGAGUGAUGUGGUGAGUUCAAAGCAAAAGAGAUUUCAUCUUUAAAUAAAUACUUUUAUAAGUG